UGACUGGCCACACCGCCAGCCGGCAUAAUUCCUAUUGGAACUAUUGUGUUAAAUAAUUUUAAUUUAAAUUUAACUUAUGUAUAACUUACGCCUGCUACGAAAUCUCCUGCCGAUCGCUGGGCACGCCCAUCCGCGCUGGCUGGCUAGCCAGCACAAGCGGCGCCCGCAGCCGGGCAGCCUGCCGCCCGAUCGGCUGGAGCAGCUGCGCAGUGAUCUCUUCGAGAGUCGCCAGGAGCUGAGUGGCGCGGAGUGGACGGAGGUGCGGCAGUCGCUCGUGGACGGGUACAAGCACAUCAACGGGCACAACGUGGACGCCGUCAUCCUGGGCGUGUGCAGUGCACCCAACCAACUGGCGCUGGCCAAGAACUAUGUGGAGUUCCUGAGGAGCAGGGGCUCCAAGCCGAAUGCAGCGACCCUGGGUCGCCUGCUGAGGGUCUACAAUGCCGCCUACCACGAGCGUCCGCUCAGCGAGGCGGAACAGUUGGAGAUACUGCAGAUCUGCCGAUCACUGCAGGCGGAGCACGAAACUCUGGACGCCAGCAGCUGCGAGAAUGUGAUCCAUGGACUGGUGGCCACCAGCGGCGAUGAUUGGCAGCGCGGCCUGCCGCUGCUCGAGAUGAUGAAGGUCACCAGUACGCCCAGCGUGGCCGCCUACUGCGCGCUGGCGGAGAAGGCCUUCAGUGUGGCGACGCCGGAGCAGGAGUUGGCCUGGCGUCUGCUGGAGGAGAUGGCCACGGCACGCAAGCCGCCCAAAUGCGAGGUCUAUCUGGCGCUGCUCAAUCACCUGGCCAACGAAACGGCCCAACUUCCUGCCCAGCUUAGCCGUUUGCUGCAGUUCCUCGAACGCCAUGAGAUUCUAGUCAGCCAGCGGGUGGCGAUACGAUUGCAGGAGCUGUCCAGCCAGGUGCCCCAACUGCUGCACACCAGGACCACCCAUUUGGGAGCUCUGGGCAAGUGCCAGUCCUGCCAGCAGCACCUCCAGCCGGUGGCCAUCAGCGAUGAGGAGUUCCGGCAGCUACGCGAAUGUUUUCUGGAGCGCGUGCUCAUACGACGAGACGUCUUCCAGCGCUCCACGCCCGAGGAGGUGGCCAGGUUCAAGAAGUUUGUGGAGAAGACCGCGCCAUACGACUGUGUGAUCGAUGGCCUCAAUGUGGCCUACUCCACGGGCACCAAGAAGACGCCCCAGCAGAUGGCCAAGCUGGUGGCCACGGUGGUGCGUCAUUUCCGGGAACAGGACAAGCGUGUCCUCGUCCUGGGACGCGAACACAUGCGCAACUGGUCCAAGCAGGCUAUGCACUAUGUGCACAGCAAUGCCAGCCUCUUCUUGACCAGCAAUCUGUCGCACGACGAUCCUUUCCUGCUGUAUGCCACGCUGCGCAGUGGCCAGGAGACGGACUUCUUCUCCCGCGACCUGAUGCGCAGUCACGCCUUCCACCUGGGCACCGAGCUGAAGCCCAUCUUCCGCCGCUGGCAGCAGGAGCACCAGUUCUCGCUGGUCACCCAAACGCAAACGGGUCAGAUUAUAGUCAAGGAGCCCGUUCGCCAUCGGCUGUGUGCCCACCAAGUGGCGGGCACCUGGCAUGUGCCCUACUGCGCGCAGUACACGCCGCACCCCACGGACAGCUUCGAGGUGCCCGCCAACUGGCUGUGCAUCCAGCUAAAGAAGCAGACGACACCCGCCACCAAAACCAAGGCCAAAACAACGAGGUGACCAUGUGAGCAAUACUUGUUAUGCGAAUAAAUAGUAGCCAAAUGUUAACACGAAUA
Messenger RNA from Drosophila mauritiana, 1767 nucleotides. RefSeq names its product mitochondrial ribonuclease P catalytic subunit (gene mldr). Gene Ontology annotation, biological process: mitochondrial tRNA 5'-end processing; tRNA 5'-leader removal. The record is from RefSeq and is a predicted model, not a curated record. The coding region runs from base 77 to 1711 and encodes 544 amino acids. Gene Ontology annotation, molecular function: protein binding; ribonuclease P activity. Gene Ontology annotation, cellular component: mitochondrion; mitochondrial ribonuclease P complex. NCBI's taxonomy places the organism in Eukaryota, Metazoa, Arthropoda, Insecta, Diptera, Drosophilidae. The transcript is spliced from 2 exons.